AUGGCACGACGCCUUUCGCGGCUACUCGCCAAUGUCGUAAUUACUCUCGUCUCUAUAGAAAUGUGCACUACGAAAGAGUUGAAUAAAAGAAGUGCAACGGAUGUUAAGUGUCAUGAAAACGGAAGGUUUUACAGGAAUCCGGAUCGAGCUGAAGAAACGGUUUGGACAAGUCAAGAAUGCGCGAAUUAUUACCUUUGCCUGGAAAAUGAAGUUUUUGAAUUCCAUUGCUCGCCGGGACUACUAUUCGACGUAAAUAGGCAGCUAUGUGACAAACAAGAGAAUGUGCACAACUGCGAUCUCACCACAGAGACCAGAGUUCCGAAGCCCCUGCUUGACAUGGCUGAGUGUGCGAACGGUACCCAUAUAGGUUGUUCUGACGGUACCUGUAUCCCAGCUGAGUACUUCUGCGAUGGAUCAAUAGACUGUGCGGACUCUUCAGAUGAAGGCUGGUGCGAUCUAACUUACGAUCCAAAUGCUGCACAACCUUGUGACCCUAUCCUUUGCACAUUGCCGGAAUGUUUCUGUAGUAAAAAUGGUACACAGAUACCAGGAAAUUUAGUUCCUAGCCAGACUCCACAAAUGAUUACUCUCACAUUUAGCGGAGCUAUUAAUCAUGAAAACUGGGACACGUUUACUAAGCACGUGUUUACUACUGAAAGGAAAAAUCCCAACGGGUGUCCAUUAAAAGCCACUUUCUUUGUUUCGCACCCAUAUACGAAUUAUAGACAUGUACAAAAACUUUGGAACGACGGGCAUGAAAUUGCAGUAAAUUCAGUAACGCACCGCGGUCCGGAAGAAUGGUGGUCCAAAAACGCGACUGUAGAAGACUGGUUUGACGAAAUGGUCGGCGAAGCAAAUAUUAUUAACAGAUUCGGUCGUAUUCAUAUGGAAGACUUCAGAGGAAUGAGAGUUCCAUACCUUUCUGUCGGAUGGAAUCGUCAAUUUCUUAUGAUGCAAGAAUUCGGUUUUGUCUAUGACGCUACGAUAGUGGCACCGCUAAAUGACCCUCCUUUUUGGCCGUAUACGCUUGAUCAUAAAAUACCACAUUCCUGUACAGGUAAGAAUCAAUACUGCCCGACAAGAAGUUACGCGAGUCUGUGGGAAAUGGUCAUAAACCCGCUCGUCAAAGGUGAAAAUACAUGCGCCAUUCUGGAUAAUUGCCCAUUCAUUCAAACGGGAGAUGACGUUUAUGAUGCUCUCAUAAACAACUUUAAGAGGCAUUACCUAACCAAUCGUGCACCAUUUGGAAUUCACUUAAGUUCUACGUGGUUAAGAAAUAAUGAGUACUUGGUGGCUUUUAAGAAUUUCUUGAAUGAGUUGCAAAAACUACCUGACGUAUACUUUGUCACCUACAAAGAGAUUCUUGAUUGGAUAAAGAGACCAACGCCGGUGGUACAAUUAAAGAAGUUUCAGCCUUGGCAAUGUAAGGGGCGACAUUUCCGUGAAGCUGAAAUAGCCUGUGCCAAACCAAACACAUGUAAAUUACCUUCCAAAGUAUUGGAGCAUGAUAAAUACAUGAUUACCUGUACUGAAUGCCCAAAGAGUUAUCCAUGGAUAAGAAAUGAAUUCGGAUUUGAAUAG
Bombyx mandarina (wild silkworm) is the source of this 1581-nucleotide messenger RNA. RefSeq names its product Chitin and LDLR binding deacetylase 3 (gene ChLD3). NCBI's taxonomy places the organism in Eukaryota, Metazoa, Arthropoda, Insecta, Lepidoptera, Bombycidae. Gene Ontology annotation, molecular function: protein binding; chitin binding. The record is from RefSeq and is a predicted model, not a curated record. Gene Ontology annotation, biological process: carbohydrate metabolic process. Gene Ontology annotation, cellular component: extracellular region.